Molecule: messenger RNA, 962 nt
Organism: Daphnia pulex (common water flea)
Lineage: Eukaryota; Metazoa; Arthropoda; Branchiopoda; Diplostraca; Daphniidae
Exons: 2
Coding region: 212-796 (194 amino acids)
Source: RefSeq, a predicted model, not a curated record
AUUCUGUGUUUCGUGAUGCACAAUUGCACAUGCUUCCUGGAGUUCCCCUUUUCCCUUGCAAACAUAAAAUGUAGUCUUCGGUGAAUAUAAAAGUGGAGACGAUCUGCAACACAAUCAGUUCGUCUUCAACACGUUCAACAACCAACUGAAAACCUGUAGCUGAGACAACUGUCUUAAAUUUUUGCGCUUCUAUACUUUACAAGUAAAAACCAUGAACAUGAAGAUGGAAUUAGUUUUGCUGAUGUGCCUGGUGACUCUGUCGAUGGGAGCCAUUUCCAAAGUUGACCAGAAUCAAAUCGACAUCGCUGUGACAGAAGAAAUCCAAUUCGAUGUAACAGAAAUAAAUCAACCUGCUGCUGUGACAGAAGCAAAUGAAUCCGUUGCUGGGACAGAAGAAAUCCAACUCGAUGUAACAGAAUUAAAUCAACCUGCUGUGACUGAAGUAAAACAACCCGCUGCUGUGACAGAAGCAAAUCAAUCCGUUGCUGGGACAGAAGAAAUCCAACUCGAUGGAACAAAAGUAAAUCAACCUGCUGUGACUGAAGUAAAACAACCCGCUGCUGUGUCUGAAAAACACCAGCAACCAGCGCAUGGAACAACGAUUAAAUCCGGCGGGUCUUCCGAGUCGGUUGAAUCCGCUGAAUCCACCGAGUCCCUUGAAGACGCUAAUGACACAGACACGGACACUUCUGCCACCUUCCACAAACGCUUUUACUACCCAAGUUCUUAUUAUUACCCGCAUUAUUAUCCAAAAUAUUACUACCCGAGAUAUCACUACCCUCGCUAUUAUUAUUAGCCUGCUCUCUAGAUAUUCUACACUCGUUCCAGGCCUCAAUGCAAUACUAAUAACCAAUCACUCACACACAGCCCAUUCCCAACAUUAUUUAUCUGUUAUUUACCUUUUUUUAAAAAAGAUGUAACGUUAUCAAAUAAUUGCUGAUUAAAUAAAUUUAAUAAAGUGC